CUAUGUGUCUGUCCGGUUUUGUCCAGAUGAUCAGUAUGUGACUUUUGAGCGAGAUCAAUUUACUGUUUGGACCUCUCCACAGUUUGACGGAUCAGUUGUAACAACUAUGAAUAUGUAUCCUGGAGCUGCACAGCUGCCCACUGGUCUUCAUGGUAUUUCCGCGGCAGCAUUUGAUCGUCAAGGCAACGCUGCUGUGUGUACAUACCGACUGUAUAUCAAACGCUCAAAUUGCAGAUCCUUAGACCUACCCAACCGAUUCCAAGAAAACCCUGUUGGGGGCCAAACGAUGUGUUCCCCCGAUGGAUCCAACUGUCUUCUGAAGUGUAACAACCCAACCAACAGCCAAUCAGGGCAGGCCCAACCUUCUACAGCUGCUCCAUAUAUAGUCAAUAUGAUGAAGAUGACAGGAUGGAACCAUUCAUUUAUCCCUCCUGUGCUGAUGCUGUUCUACAAAGAUACAAUGUGACCAUGACAAUGACCUUUGACCUUCCUGAGAUCUGUGUGGACACACCCUCAUUGAAAUCAAAGUUGACUGCAUCGCUGAGAAGCUUGAAUUCUGUGUGGAGUGGAGGCUUGUGUCAGCAGACGGAUUGUAGAUGGGAGGUGACCAAUGUCGACUGCCAAGUUAACAAUAUCAACAAGGUGGUAGUGACGCUCCAACUUCACUU
This is a messenger RNA of Pecten maximus, 668 nucleotides long. RefSeq lists its product as uncharacterized. Lineage: Eukaryota; Metazoa; Mollusca; Bivalvia; Pectinida; Pectinidae. The record is from RefSeq and is a predicted model, not a curated record. The transcript is spliced from 4 exons. The coding region runs from base 107 to 466 and encodes 119 amino acids.